AUGGCAGCGACAGGUUGCGAUUGCCGGUUCAAGGACCCUCUCGGAGCCAGACUUUCUCCCGAACAGUACCAGGAGCUCUUCAAACCGUCCGAGUAUUUGAAAUUUAUAGAAGCUGGUUUUUCGUCGCAAAACGCUUUUCCCCGUCAUACGCUUCAGUGCUACCACGAGUUUUUCAAAUCUGUUCCAAACGGAGUUAAAGUGCUGGACUUUGGUACUGGACCCGUCAUGCUAUCUACCAUUUCCGCAGCAACGAAAGCGUCUGAGAUCGUCUUGGCGGACUAUUCCGAAGCGAACCUUGCAUAUCUACGACAGUGGCUUCAGAAUGACCCUCAAGCUUACGAUUGGUCUCCGUAUUUCCGUUACGUCGUCCAGGAGCUAGAAGGGGUAGGCGAUCGGGAAAUGGACGAGAGGGAAAAACAAGUUCGGCAACUCGUAAAAGACGUUGUCCACUGCGACAUUACGCAAGAUCCUCCGAUAGAUAAAGGCUACGAUCAACUCUACGAUGUCGUCGUCUGCUCCCUCGUACUAGAAGGAGCUUCAGACAGUCGAGAAGAAUACCGCGCGAAUGCGGCACGACUUGCAAAGCUGGUCAAACCCGGAGGAGCUCUGUUUUGCUACGGCAUCGAAAACAAGAACGGCUAUUAUGUAUUCGGAAAUCAGCGUUUGCCAAAUAUCCAUUUGUGCCAUGAGUGUUGGCUGGGUGCUUUCAGUAAUGCCGGAUUUUGUGACCCAAAGAUUCGCAUCGCACCGACCUGCGAUCCCAACCGCCAGUACCGAUUCAUUAGUUGCACGCGAAAAACUGUGUGA
This is a messenger RNA of Geodia barretti, 807 nucleotides long. Lineage: Eukaryota; Metazoa; Porifera; Demospongiae; Tetractinellida; Geodiidae. The record is from the annotation of a GenBank genome assembly.